AUGUGGUUCUGGAGGAUUCUGAGGGGUCCUGGAGGGUUCUGGAGGGGGACUUUGGGGUUCUUGAAGGUUCUGGAGGUAUCUGUGUGGUUCUGGAGGGUUCUGUGUGGGCCCAAACGGCUGCAGGCUCUCUGGGUGCUGAUCCUGUGCUCUGUCCCUCAGGAGUUCGGCAGCUACAGCUCUCUGGGUCAGACCCAGUUCUCCCAGUACUACACCCUCCCUCCCAGCUACACGCCGGCCGGGCUGCCCGCCGCCGACCAGCACGCCGCCGCCGCCGUGGGAGGAUACUCCGCCGUGAAGUCGGAGGAGGCGGCCUCGGCCGGACUGCCCCCCCCGAGCCCGGCUGAGAGCCUCCCGGCCGGAGCGGCUCUUCCCUCCGCGGUGACGCUGCCGGCUGCAGCCAGAGAGGACGAACUCGGCCGCAGGAACUCUGUGGGCAAAGCCAAAGGAAAGGCAAAGAAGUCGGACAGCUCGCCGCCAGCCGACGGCGACCUGGAGAACCUGAACGCCUCUGUGCCAUUCCAGAGGAUCUUCCUGUGGGAUCUGGAUGAGACCAUCAUCAUCUUCCACUCGUUGCUCACCGGCUCCUACGCACAGAAGUUUGGAAAGGACCCAGCCUCGGUGCUGAACCUGGGCCUGCAGAUGGAGGAGCUGAUUUUUGAGCUGGCAGACACUCAUCUGUUCUUCAACGACCUGGAGGAGUGCGACCAGGUCCACGUGGAGGACGUGGCGUCCGACGACAACGGGCAGGACCUGAGCAGCUACAACUUCCUGGCCGACGGCUUCAACGGGCCCGGCGGGGGCGGGGCCUCGGGCGCCGGCGCCGGCGUGCAGGGCGGCGUGGAGUGGAUGCGCAAGCUGGCCUUCCGCUACCGGCGGCUAAAAGAGAUCUACAACAGCUACAAGGGGAACGUCGGGGGUCUGCUGAGCCCCGUGAAGAGGGAGCUGCUGCUGAGGCUCCAGGCCGAGAUCGAGAGCGUCACCGACGCCUGGCUCAGCACGGCGCUCAAGUCCCUGCUGCUCAUCCAGUCCAGGGGGAAGUGCAUGAACGUGCUGGUGACCACCACCCAGCUGGUUCCUGCCGUGGCCAAAGUGCUGCUUUACGGGCUGGGAGACGUCUUCCCCAUCGAGAACAUCUACAGCGCCACUAAGAUCGGGAAGGAGAGCUGCUUCGAGAGGGUGGUGUCCCGCUUUGGGAAGAAGGUCACCUACGUGGUGAUCGGAGACGGCCGGGACGAGGAGUUCGCAGCCAAGCAGAACCAGAACCCGAACUGUUCUGCUAAAGCCGGCCCUCCCUCUCUGCAGCACAACAUGCCUUUCUGGAGGAUCUCCACCCACGGCGACCUCGUGUCCCUGCAUCAGGCGCUGGAGCUGGACUUCCUGUAG
Molecule: messenger RNA, 1383 nt
Organism: Menidia menidia (Atlantic silverside)
Lineage: Eukaryota; Metazoa; Chordata; Actinopteri; Atheriniformes; Atherinopsidae
Source: the annotation of a GenBank genome assembly